AUGGGCGGUCCACCAAAUUCGCAAGCUGUUCCGCUGCCUGGCAAUCUUCCUUUUCGACUUGUCUCAAAGACCAUUGGAUCCGGCGCAUACGCUUCAAUACGAAAGGCCAUACCGAGGAAUGCCUCUGGCCCGGUGAUCGCAGUCAAGUUCAUCAACAAGGAACACGCCUUCAAGGCGGGACGACUACGACCGAAACAGAUCCAGAUCGAGCUCGCCCUACACGCUUCAGUAUGUCCUCACCACAACAUCAUAAAGUUCAUAUCCCAUGGAGACGACCCGGCUUGGGUAUGGAUGGCUCUGGAGCUGGCGGAAGGCGGUGACUUAUUUGACAAGAUUGAGGCCGACGAGGGCGUAGGAGAGGACGUCGCACACUUCUACUUUACACAGCUGGUCAGCGCGAUCAGCUGGUGUCAUGGCAAGGGAGUCGCCCAUCGAGACAUCAAGCCUGAGAACAUGCUGCUCAGUGCCGAGGGAGACCUCAAGCUGGCUGACUUUGGCCUAGCGACGCAGUUUGUGGAACCCAAGACCGGCAAGAGGAAGUUCUGCGGUAUGGUAUGCGGCAGUCCCCCAUACAUCGCUCCUGAGAUCCUGGAGGUAGGACAUGUCAAUCAGAAGCGGAAGAAUGGCGACGAUAAGGUUGGCUACGAUCCGCAGAUUGCCGACGUGUGGUCUUGCGCCAUCGUACUGUUCGUGCUGCUAGUGGGCAAUACCCCGUGGGACUCGCCGGUCAUGGAGGAGAGCGAUGAAUACGACGACUACGUCAAGAGCAAGGGCAGGCCGCAGGAUGAGCUCUGGACCAACAUACCAACUGCCGCGCUGAGUCUAGUGCGCGGCAUGCUGAACAUCGAGUCGAAAGAGCGGAUGACACUGGAGAAUGUGCGCAAACACCCAUGGUUUACGCGAGCGAACGUCCACCUCAACGAGAAGGGCAAGGCCGCGAAUCCCAUGGCGUUGGCCACGCAGAUGCUUGAGUCGCUGCAUAUCGACUUUUCCGCACCAGUCCAAUCCUCACAACGGCAGCGGAAGCCACAUUCCCAAGGCGACCCCAUGGACAUUGACAACAAGCACCUACACCCAGGCUGGACCAACUUCGCAUCCACGCAGCCCGAAACCCCAAUUGCCGACACGCCCUUCGACUGGGAAGCACCACCACGCCCCGGCGCCGGAACCAGCUCCUCCCAGCCCCAGACCGCCCACGAUCGAGUCAACGCCGUCAUGUCAGUGACCAACACCGCCCACCCGCACCUUCCAGACCUCUUCGCCGAAGACCCAACCAUGUCCCAAUUCUCCGCCACCCCCUCGGUGCCACUCACCCUCACCCAAGUCGCGCGCCAGUUCAAGGACAUCGUGCCCGCCCACUCCCUCGCCCGCUUCAUCUCUGCUUUACCGCCCGCGCAGCUCCUCCCGAUGCUCACGUCCGCGCUGCACCGGCUGAAUAUCCCUGUCGCGGUGCCAUCGACGGCCGCGCUCGAGAGUCCCGAUGGGCGUGUAUCCCUGCGGGUCAAGACGCUCGAUGCCAGGCAGCAGCCUCUGCAGGGGAAUGUGAUCGUGGAGAGGGUGGACCUGCCCGGGCAGCAGUACAGCAAUUCGAUGGAGGUGCUGGAGGUGCGGUUUAUGAAGUUGAAGGGGGAUCCGUUGGGGUGGAGGAGGUUGUUCAAGCAGGUGGCGGUGUUGUGUAAGGAUGGGAUUGUGGUGCCUGAUCAGCAGAGGUAG
Molecule: messenger RNA, 1713 nt
Organism: Zasmidium cellare ATCC 36951
Lineage: Eukaryota; Fungi; Ascomycota; Dothideomycetes; Mycosphaerellales; Mycosphaerellaceae
Exons: 3
Coding region: 1-1713 (570 amino acids)
Biological process (GO): mitotic G2 DNA damage checkpoint signaling; protein phosphorylation
Cellular component (GO): site of double-strand break; cytoplasm; nucleus
Molecular function (GO): ATP binding; protein kinase activity
Source: RefSeq, a predicted model, not a curated record